UGUUACUUACGGUUAAUUUAUCCGCAAGUAUUAUGUCAUUUAAAUAUAAAAUAUAUUUCCAUUCCACAUGGGUACAGCGCUUCAGUGUCGUAGUAAACGUGAUAGUCGGAUAGAGCGGCAUGUGUCACGUUCCGGUUUACAUUUAUGUUUCUUGUUGAAUGUAAGCAGUUUAAACAUUUAUAAUAUUCUGUGUGAAUAACAGUGAUUAUAUUAGGAAGACGUAACAUAUGGUUAUGUAUUCAAAAAUAGUAUGCCUGCUUCUGGGGGAGAUCCAGUGAGUACAGCACUUCGCUUGUCCUUAACAAGUGAACGCACUGGAGAUCUUGAAAAGCGGUUAGUGGCGUCCUCAGCGAAUGUCCUCCUGUCUCAUAUAGAAUAUGAGUCGUCUGGCACCUUUAAGUCUUCUAUGUUGGAUACUUUGAAGGGAAAAUAUACUGUGCUACGCACUGGUGGGCCCAUUUCGAAUGGCAGUACUUGUCUGAAAUCCUGUAACAAAAAAUUAAGCGACGAAAUGAGGCCUGAGCCAGAUGCUGUGCUUCCUACUCCAGAGAGAACUCUGUUCCCAGCGGAAAAAGUGCAGCUGGGAUGGCGGGGGACUUUUCCAGUUGGAGCAGGGAUGAUAAAUAUGGGGAAUACCUGCUACCUGAAUUCCACAUUGCAGGCACUAUUCCAUGUUCCCGCUCUAGUCAACUGGUUGCAAAGUGAUUCUGGUCAUCUUGAAAAAUGUUCCAUAAAUGGAGGCAUUCAAAGCGAAUGCAUUAUUUGUGCCCUCAACAAAACAAUGAAAGCAUCUCAUAAUAAAGGUGCCGGUAUCAUCAAACCACUUUUGAUAUACAGUAAACUGAAAACAAUAUGCAAGCAUAUGAAUCAAGGUCAGCAAGAAGAUGCUCAUGAGUUUAUGCGUUACCUCAUUGAAAGUAUGGAGAAGGCAUACUUGCUUCGAUAUAAGGUUUACAAGUUGGACAACUACAGCAAAGAAACAACUCCAUUGAAUCAAAUAUUUGGUGGCUACAUUCGAUCAGAAGUGACAUGCUUGCAGUGCCGUGCAGUUUCCACAACAUUCCAGCACUUUCAGGACCUCCUCCUGGAUAUACGGAGGGCCAGCACAUUGGAGGAUGCUCUCUCUGCAUAUUUUACACACGAGAGGCUGGAGGGUGAUGAUGCGUAUAGAUGUGAAAGAUGUCAUCGGAAGGUACCUGCAAACAAGAAAUUUUCUCUUGAGAAACCUCCAAUGGUCCUCUGCAUACAACUUAAAAGGUUCAGCAUGUUGGGUGCUAAAUUGAAUAAGCAUGUUGAAUUUCCUCAGCGGUUGGAUCUCACCAGGUACCUCUGUCCACAGUCACAGUACCGUGGAGGACAGCCUUUGACUUACAGAUUGACAUCACUUGUUCUCCACAUGGGCUCAUCUGUAAACUGUGGUCACUACACAGCUGUUGCCCAGACAUCCACUGGUCACUGGUAUCAAUUUGAUGACAGCUCAGUAAGACCUAUAUCACUAAAUUCAGUUCUUGAUAUGAAUGCAUACAUAAUCAUCUAUGAAAUGGAUAAAUCUGAAGCAAAUAUACCUCAGACACAGCCUGCAGUGUCUACAAAACCUGCAACAGUUACUUCUGUGACAUCACAAAACACUCUUACAAAUGGAAGUACAGGCUACAAGACAAACUUACAACGGCUCGUUAGCCCUGCAAUGAUUCCUACAAGUGUAAAGGCAGCAUCUCAGACUAAUGGCCUGUUAAAUAACCACAAGCCAGCGGCCCCUGUUACAAGCAAACUGUCCCCUGUUAAAAGCCCUGUGAAAGUCACAAAAACGGAAGCCCCCAUUGCCAUAAAUAAUGUAUCUAGUCCAGCUCCAUCAUCCUUGAAAGAAAGGGUACACUCGUCACCACUGCCACAGAGCUUGGUUCCAUACGAUCCCGGUGACUCCACCGGUACAGAUUCCGAGCCGGAGGGAGAUGGAGCAGCCAGAGACUCCAGCUCCGGUGGUCCUGGUGAUGACAGUUCGGUCCCCAGCCCCCCCUCCAACAGCCCGACACCACCCCCGCCCCCUGUCACAAUCGCGACUUCCACCCCUACACCCGCUCCCAGCCCCAGACGUACGUUACAAAUCCCCCGCGCAGGUUGGCAAGUGACGGAGCAGGGCAUCUGCACGAAGCCCCCUCCACCCCCUGCCACAUCUGCUCCCAUAGCAGCUGCAACCACAACGUGGUGCGUGUCAUCUCUUUCCUCUGCCAAGGACUCGACUCCGGGGCCACCGCAGCAGCCCCAGCGGCCUGUAUCUGUGCCUACUCAGUCAGAUCGGCAUUGUAAUGGCAGUCGGAACAACAACGAUGACAGCCCGAGACUGCAUCGAGACGAAGUCAGAUCCAUAGUUGGUAAGGAAGUAGCCAAUGGAGAUGAUAGAGCAUCCCCUAUUCAUCGAUCACGAAUUCCUCACACUGUUGUCGUUCGGAUGCCAAGAGAUGAACGAUCUGAUGGUGAUAGCAGGCCAAGUAACAGUGGAAAAGGACCAAGUCAGAUGUGGGAUGGUGCUGCCAGAACAGAAAUCACUGGCAAACUGAAGCACUUGUCACACCAAGGCUAUGCAGGAGCACAAGUGACUAGUUGGGGUGGUGAACGGAGCUACGUGGACAUUGAACUGGAGAAGGAGCGUGAUAAGGAACGCAAGAGGUCUUUAGAAAAUUUGUAUGAUGAAGAGCUCGACAGAGGAAGGGCAAAGAAGAUGAAAUUCAACAAUAACAGCAGCUCGCAGCACAAUUCCCGACCCAAGUACAAUUCAUUCCAGCAGUAUCACAAUGAGAAGAUUCGUUGGAAUAACUCUGGUAACAUGUUCAGGCCACAGGUCUAUUACCGCCCACACCAUUCACAUCCUCAUCCCCCACCAUACCAUCACAAGGGAUUAUAUUACAAGAACCGUGGUGGCCAUUCCUUUCACAAAUUCAAUGGUAGUGGGAGAUUUGGUGGUUCGAAACAAGGGUCUCGUUGGCAGCGCUGACAUCUCUCUUGUAGAGGAGAGAUGUACCCUCGAGCAGAUAUCUCAAUGGAUGUAAAUAUUUUUCUUUUUCUUCAGUACCUUUUAUUUUUACUCAGUUGUCAGGCAGUCACAUUGUAAAUUGAAGUGUUUUUUAAGCUGUGACAGUAGAUGUUUUAAAUGUAUUAUAUGAACUUCAGUGGAAUAACAGAUUUGAUUGUGUAUGUAGCUAUAUAUUAUUUUCCUUUCGCUUGUGAAAGACUGCGUUAUGUGGAGAGGUAUCGUUGAUACUGUGAGAAGUGCAGAAAUUGUAUUCAAUGUGAUUCUUGUGUUUUGCAUUUAUAUGUCGUGAGUGUGUGUGUGUGUGUGUGUGUGUGUGUGUGUGUGUGUGGUGAGAGAGAGAUUGAGAUUAUUGUGAGUUUAAAAUGAACUGUACAUAGCUCAGAACUCGGUAGUAAGCGUACUUUUGAGUCAUAAUGGUCUUAAAGACCAUAUUCUGCCCAGUUUAUUUAUUUGUAAAUGUUAUUUCUUGUAGAAGAUGUACAAGAAAUAGCAUGUUUACCCAGUCUUGUGUUGCUAGUGACAAGUGUUCCUGCCGUGGUAAGUGUAGCAGUUACACUGUGUUAAAAAAGAAACCAGAAUUAUUAUUUUCCAUUCUUUAUGCACUGCAUGUAUUUAAUUCUGUUGCUGUUCAUUAACAGCUAGAUGGAAUCUGUGUAACAAAUCUUUAUCAAUGUGAUACGUGAUGUAAUAAGUGUUUCAAAAAAUGAGUGGUUUCCCCAAUGCAGAUACUUGAAUAUUUCUCUGUGUUUACAUGUUUAUACAUAUUUGUGUGCAUAAAUGUCUGGAUCGUUGCAGUAUUAUACAGACUUAUGAUACCUGCAAAAGGUGGCAAUAAAAUCA
Messenger RNA from Schistocerca nitens (vagrant locust), 3871 nucleotides. RefSeq names its product ubiquitin carboxyl-terminal hydrolase 36 (gene scny). The coding region runs from base 251 to 2992 and encodes 913 amino acids. The transcript is spliced from 15 exons. The record is from RefSeq and is a predicted model, not a curated record. Gene Ontology annotation, molecular function: cysteine-type deubiquitinase activity; cysteine-type endopeptidase activity. Gene Ontology annotation, biological process: protein deubiquitination; regulation of apoptotic process. Gene Ontology annotation, cellular component: cytosol; nucleus. NCBI's taxonomy places the organism in Eukaryota, Metazoa, Arthropoda, Insecta, Orthoptera, Acrididae.